AAAUGCUCAAGGCAUUAUACACUGCUUCCCAAGGUCAAUGGAUGCUGAAGCAAGCGCAUACCAGCACAUCCAGAUCAUCACAGUCCCAAGAAAAUGUGGCUCCGAUCUAAGGCUGUGUGAUAAAUCGUUGAAUGCCAGGUAUUAAAACAACAUCGUAUUAAGUGUUUCAACAAGGCAAUACAGUGGUACCUUGCUUCUCAAACGCCUUGGUUCCCAAACACUGGAAACGUUCCGGUAAGUGUUCCAGUUUUCAAACUUUUUCAGGAGCCAAACGUCUGAUGCGGCUGUCGGCUAUUGUUUCCGGGGCACCUGCGCCAAUCAGAAGCUGCGCCUUGGUUUUCGAACAUUUCGGAAGUCAUACAGACUUCCAGAACAGAUUAAGUUUGGCACUUUUGUUUUUGCGGUUGAUUUUGUGUUUCUGAGGCUUUUUCGGUUAAUUUGUUUUUGUGACUGUGUGGAACCCAGUUCAGCUACUGAUUGAUUGUGUGACUGCAGAAAUGGAUAAAAGCCCCCCAUCCAAACAAUGACUAUCAUCAGUGCAGGUAAGGGGGGGGGAAAUUCUAAAUCAUCUACAAUACUGUCUUAUUUAUUUUAUAGUACAGUACAUUCAUUUUAUGUAUCAAUGGUCUCAUUAGAUAGUAAAAUUCAUGUUAAAUUGUUGUUUUAGGGGUUGUUUUUAAAAGUCUGGAACAGAUUAAUCUGUUUUUCAUUACUUUCUAUGGGAAAGCACACCUUGGUUUUGGAAUGCUUUGGUUUUGGAACGGAUUUCCGGAAUGGAUUAAGUUUGAGAACCAAGGUACCACUGUAUACUGGUGAAUAAAACGUGGAGACUUAACAGCUUCCCAAAGGGAAGCUGGGGAACUAAUGCUUUGCAGGCUUUGUUUGCUCUCUCCCUCCUAGCCAAUAAGAAAUAAGGAUAAGCUCUCACACAAACCAGCAAACUCUUCCAGCUUCACCUGUAUCUUUAACUCAGCUAAUUAUGCAGAGCCUGCUAACAAUCCAGGAGGCACCCCCAUGGCUAGACAAUUAAAGAUCCAGGGGCAACAUAAACAGAGAAUGUAAACAAAGAACUGGAAAACACUUCUUUCCUCACACUGACCCCCCACCUCCGGAAAAAAAGGGUGGGAAGAGUUUUUAUUUUUGUUUUCUGGUGGUUCCCCCUAAAUAGUUUUCCUCCAUAUUAAAAAUGAAGGUUUCUAAAAUUUAUUUAAAGGAGAUUAAGUCUUUGCUUGCUUGCCCUCCUUCCCUCCCUUAUAAGGAGGAAAGAUUUUAAAAAGGGAGAGAUUGAUGGUAUGGGGGUUUUUUUGGGGGGGGGGGGUCUGUUGAGGACUGAAUGGAGAGGAGAAUGUUUAGCUGAAAUGGGAGGUUGGGUACUAUGUAAGAAUGAUGGGGAGGGGAUUUGUCGGUAAGCAGUGCAAGCAAACGCAUGUCUACUCACAAGCAAUCCCUACUGAAAUCAUCCGAGACUUACUCCCUGGAAAGUAAAAGUAAGUUUAGUUGAACUCAGUGGGGCUUAUGCAUGCCUAGAUUGAACCUCUAAGUGGGACCUCUGAGUGGGAAAACAGAUGCAACUUGACUAGUAAAUCACUUAAACUACUCUUAAAUUAGUUGAAAAUACAUUAAAUAUAUUAUAUGGAAGUUUACUUUAUAUUUUUUAUUAAAUAUACUUCUUCCUUACAUUUUAAGGCCCUCCACCGCUGCAGGGAGCCUUGUCAAGGCCUUCCGCUACUGCGGGGAGGUAUGGUGGGCCCCUUGCCACUGCAGGGAGGCCCAACAAGGCCCUCCGCUGCUGCCAAUAUAUGGUGAUAUAUUGUUAUAUUUAGCUGGUGUACAUCAUGGUGUUGAAAACCAGAUAGCGCCCAGCCCUGCUUCUAUGUUUCCCACUGUCCAGUAGAUGCUGUUGCUUAUAGUUGUGGCAGCACCCAGAACUCAAUUCUGAUCUUUAUACAGUGGUACCUUGGGUUAAGAACUUAAUUCGUUCUGGAGGUCCGUUCUUAACCUGAAACUGUUCUUAACUUGAAGCACCACUUUAGCUAAUGGGGCCUCCCGCUGCCACUGCGCCACCACCGCACGAUUUCUGUUCUCAUUCUGAAGCAAAGUUCUUAACCUGAGGUACUAUUUCUGGGUUAGCGGCAUCUGUAACCUGAAGCGUAUGUAACCUGAAGCAUCUGUAACCCGAGGUACCACUGCGGCUCCUCAAAUCCGGCCUGAUACCCAUUUUGCUUGUUUAAGUUAGAAAAAGUGGGUAAUAGGGACGCUCACAGAUGGGGAGGCUGGGGAGGGGGGGGAACAAAGUUCAGGUCAUUAUGGACUUGGAUUGAAACAGGCUCGGGGGUUUUAGAACCAUGAAAUUCAAUUUCCAAUCUCCAAUCCCCCAUCACUAAAUAUUAUUUUAGUAUUUUCCCAUGGCUUCUCUUCUAGUUCAUUUAUUUAGCUCAUAAAACUUAAAAGACCACUUGAUUGUAAAAAGCAAGUCUCAACACAGGGGAGUUGGAGCCCGACAAUGGAUAGGGGAUAUCACUCAUUUUUAAAAAAGCUCAGUGGAGAUGGAGUUCCAAAAGGUAAUCUGACUUUUAGAAGAAGGCCACAAGUCAAAACAGUUUCUGAACUUACUAGCUUAAAGGAACUUUAGCUUAAAAAUACCUUUAUGGCCUUAGCUCUUGACCACAACGCUAAAAUAUAAUGCUGACACAGUGGGGAGAAAAACGCUUCAGAUAUGUAGGAAGGAUGUACCGUUUCUAAUUAUGGUGUCACCAGAGAUGAAGAAGCUAUAUUCAGAGAUAGAGAAGAAAGUUGCUGGACUUCCUUUUCUCCACAGAGGCUUCAUUAUUGGAGAAAACCCCAAAGUAAAAUUGCUCAAAGCCAUUCUCCUCAAAAAAAAUUUAAAAAAAUUUUUUUACCUUGGACUGUAAAAAUAAAUCCUUGCAGGCUAAGUAGUCAUCACUUUAGUGCUUAGCAUAUGGUAAUUGUAUCCACAUGGCAGGAUAGAUGGCUGCCUGGAACCUCUAACCUCUAAUGGUAAAACUACCAUUGUUACCAAGGCUCAAUAAUCUGGGAGAAAUGGAGAAGUAACAGGAUGGUAAGGAGAAAUGACUCCCCCACAAAGUUACAUGUGCACAUGGUAACCUUUUAAAUGGCUAUCUGGCAAUUGCCAGUUAUUUGUGACUACCCUGAAGGAUUUCAGGUCUAAUUUAAGAGGUGGAGGAAUUCAAGCAUACCAGUAAGACACAUUUACUAACUUGAAAGCCUUUCUCCUCCUCCUGGAUGCCUAUCAGCUGGUUUUGAUUACUCAGUGCUGAGAAGGUACCAGGGGAAGCUAGUCAAUGGGGACAAAUGAGGCACUGCCCCAACAACUUCAUUCUGCCCUCAGCCAGCUCCCUCCUGCCUGCAUCCUUACUUGGGACACAGAAGGAAGCAGGGAGCUCGGUGCAUGCACAGUGGCAGAACCAAGCCAAAGCUCCUGGCAUUGCGUCCACACCAAACUCUCCACUGCCUUAUCCCCCCCUUCCUCAGUAAGCGGAAGUGACAAAUGGCACUAGGAAGAAAGGGGACCUGCCUGCAUCACUGCAUCCACCAUGAUUGUUACAACCAUUCCACGGGUGGCACCUCUCUCUGUCAGCUUAGUUUAGUGUUGACAACCAGUACUAGAAGGCACUCUGCCCAUUCUCUGAAAUAUCCUCUUCUUAUGAGACGACUGAUCCUUCUCCCUGAAUGCUGGCUUUGGGCUGAGCCCCAAUGAGCCAUGGCUCAUAUUACCCUGACACUGAGACAUAGCACGUCAACUAAAUAUGGCUCCUGCUCUGUUUUCUUGUGAAACUGCAAGCAAGCUAUGGGUGGGGUCUAAAGUGCCAUGAAUGAUGAAUGAUGAUCUCCUUUCAGCACCCCCUUCCAACAGCAUCCUCUGCUGCCCCACAAAGCCACCCCCACCCACAACGCUUCUGAAGCAACAUCCUGUGAUGCCCAAUGGACUCUCACCAGCAGGAAAUAAAACCCCUUCCACUUGAACGGAAACACUUUCCACUCAAAACACUGGAGAGAGUAGGUUGGAUCCUGGCCAUUAUUUAACUUAUCCAGUCAUCACUUUUACAUUCUACAAAGCCAAAUGCUUCAAUUGUGAAAGAGGAUUACAGUUCCUUGUUAAACAUUAAGUAUUACAACUAGUACCGCAAAGCUGAAUUGAUUUAAAGCUUUUGUUAAUUAUUGACGGGGGGACAAAUCCCAAUUGAUCGUAUUGACAGUUAAGGGGAUUUUUUUUUGGGAGGGGGUGAGGUUCUUUGCCUUCUGGAAGAUAACUGUGAUAAGGAACGGAAGAGAAAAAGAAAAAAGGUCUUUCCAACUAACAGGCAUUCAUGCAUACAUCCCUCCAUUCAUUCAUUCAUUUCCCACAUUUUCCAAAUCAAAUGUGCAACUUUUGGUUCAUAAUGCCCUUGUAGAGGGAAAGACUGAUAACUGUAGAAGGGAGGUGAAGUGCAAAGCUAAUGAAUCGGGACUUGGAAGAGACAUUUGAAAAACUAGAGCCAGAGUUAAAUUACAUACUUAUUUAACUAAGAGAUUGUAAACACAAAAUUGUACUUUUCACUUAAUGUGGGCAGCUUGUAUGAUCCUGGCAUUGCUAUUGUGUUGAGGAUGGGAAUGGUUCCCCAUGCUCACUAUGACCACAAGUAAGUAGGGGUCCCUGGCCUCUGUCUAUUAAUAAGAGGGACAACAGCUGCUAGCAGCUCUUCCCCAACCUCAAGUCCAGUGUGGUAUCUGUGAUGUACUGAAGGAAGCGGCAGGCCAGCAUACAAGGUUGAAUUGUAGAGUUGGAAGAGAUCCUGAGGAUCAUCUGUCCAAGCCCCUGCAAUGCAGGAAUAUGCAGCUGUCCCAUACGGGGACCAAACCUGCAACCUUGGGGUUAUCAGCAGCAUGCUCUAACCAGCUGAGCUAUCAUGUUGGCCUCAGAAUCUUUUUCAGGCAUAGAAUGCAGGUAGGUGCCCAACAUUAGUUCCUGCAUUUGGCAAGCAGUAGGAGGGUUCUGGAUUGACCAGGACUGAGAAAAAUACUAUUGGUCCAGUCUGAAGAGGAGUACCUUUUGUUCCUCAUAGCAAUGCAAUAGGUGAGAUAUAUAUAUAUAUAUAUAUAUAUAUAUAUAUAUAUAUAUAUAUAUAUUGGGGGGAGUCCUAUCAUGCAUCUAUUAUUAUUAUUACUACAUUUUAACCAAACACAUACUGAGUCAGGCCCAGACCUUUUUAGGGAGCAAGCCAACUAUGCCCCCUCCUCUAUACAUGUACAUAAGUUCUGCCUCAAUUUAUGAGCAUAGGGUAAGAACCUCUCCACUGUUAUCAUCUCCAGACUUAGCGGAAAAGUCAAAUGCUUAUGUUGUGACCGAGAGGUUUGCAGAUCCUAGAUAAAUAUUUGAAAGCUCACCUUCAUUGUUCUUACAUGAUUUCCCAGCUACCAUGUUCUGCUUCUCAAAGAUUUUAAUGGCUCCCUUUUUGCAUUAAAAAGACAGAUGCUGUCAUUUUUCUUUGGCAACAUAUAACAAGAAAAGCACAAAAAUAUAAUCUAAUACCGUAUUAUGUCAUAUUUAGACAUGUCAUUGACUGUUGGCAUCCAGCUUGGAACCAGGAAGAUAUUUAUGCCGACUAUAAGAGCUCUUCAAAAGGCUACGUCUGCUAAAAUCACUUUAAGAGAAUAUUACACAUGACAUCACCCAUCAGUGACUACACUGACUCAGGGCAAUUACUGCUAAUCAACUUAGACUAUAUCUGUGUAGUUAUUUUUAGAUGUUUUAUUGAUGUUGAUCAAGAAAGCCUACUGUAGCACAUCCUUUAACCUAGUUGUCGUGAUGGUCAAUUAUUUCAGAGGUAUGGUAGCUUGUUCCUCUCCAUGCUAUGUUCUUUCAUUCAUGUUUGAAUUUUCAGUACUAUUAUUUCAAGCUUAUUGUUAACGAGACAUAUUAAUCCAUUGCUGAGCAAGAUCUGCCCCUGCUGGGGGUUUUCUGUACAUGGACUCACACUGAGCCAGUCUGAACAACUUUCAAGGAGUGUAGUGAGGCUAUAGUCAUGCAUCAUAGAUUUUACUAUGAUGCAAAAGUUUUGCCUCCACAGUCACUUACGGACUCACUGUUAAGACCGUGUUCAUAGAGGACAAUCUUACUCGGCUACGAGUGAUUGCCAAAGAAGAAAAAGCUAGGGAUUGAACCUGGAAUCUUCUGCAUGCAAAACUGAUGCUCUACGGCUGAGCUAUGGUCCUUCCCUAUCUAAUCAAAAUGUGGCACAUGGGCCUAAUGUUGUAAACGUAGAAACAAAGAAUUGUGGAGUUGGAAGGGAUCCUGAGGAUCAUCUAGUCCAACCCUCUGCCAUGCAGGAACAUGCAGCCAUCCCAUACAUACAGGAAUCAAACCUGAAACCUUGGCAUUAUCAGCACCACACUCGAACCAACUGAGCUAUCCAGGCUGACUUAAGAAUGAACCAAGCGAAAGAGAACUGCACAAUCUUAACACACACACACACGAACUCAAAACCAAUGGAUAACUGGAACAGCUUAACUUGCAGACAAAAUGCUGCUACUGCUUUUUUUAAAAAUCCCCUUCUUAAAAUGACUUGCUGAUGCUUAAGGUAAGUUUAUGUGGUAUUUGUAAUAUUCCCUCCCAAAGACGUAACUCAGAAAUUAAAAGACACAACAGUGCAAAGUUUUGCCCUUGAUUUGCCUAACCUGCUAUUGCUAUAAAUAACCCUUUUCCAGCAGCAGCUGCCCCGAUUAUUAUUUCCUAAAAGGCAAACAAAAGGCUAUUUACCUCUCGCACUGCUCCACCUGGCUCUCUUGCUUUAGUAGCCAGGCCCCAUCUUAAAUCUGUGAUCUAUUGUUCUUGCAUGAGCACACUUCAAAUGAAAUACAGUCUGUGGUCUCCGUUCAGGGCGCAGCGGAAGCUGACACCAGGUAAUGCAGUCAAGACCUUUCCUUAUCACUGUAUCAAUUACCAACCGUACCCACUCAUUGAAACAAAGCAGGUUCAAAGGGCUAAAUCUCCGUGUCCUUCGGGCUUCUGAACGCUACACUGUACUUUAACGUGUUGUUUAUUCCCUAGUAAUCAAUGUCACCAAAUUCAAGAGCUUCUACCUCCCCCAGGUAAGAGUUUAGUGAGGUAGAAGAAGAGCAAAGAGUUCUCUUCGCAAAAGUGAUUCAUUCAUGAGAGCUUUAAUGGACUGGGUGGGUUUUAGAGGUAGACAGUGGGAAUCUGCUUUCAAUUAACUGUGUCUUAUUUAUGCCUCUUCCCAAACUGUCGCCACACAAGGCAAGUUGCCCCUCUUAACUAAGUAACAGGAUAAUGUGAAACCUCCGGGAGAGUGGUUGGUAAAAAAGCACACACUCCGGGUAAAGCAAGUACACAAUGCUCUAGGGAACAGAGCAUUUUAAACAAAAUUGGGGUUUGAUCAUGUAUUAUGCUUCGAGUCUUUCCCCCUCCACACAGGAGCACUCAGUUUUAUUCCUCAAACAACAGCAAGAGUCAGAGGAAAGCUUUUGAGCCAUGCAAAGUUUAAAAUGUUGGUUGUCAAGGCAUGUGAUUUUGCACUUUUCAAGCACCUUCCCCAAAGUUCAUCAGAAUUUAUACGUUUUUCAAAUGGGCAGGAUUUUCUGGGCCAGGUUCAGCUGUAACAACAAACUAUGGGUUGUUAUUACACGAACAAGCCAGCAAGAGCCUUGGACUUGUGUGCUUCCCCGUUCUCUUUGCAUGAAAUGGAAGGAGAUCUAAAAGCGUCCAUUCUUGUUGUGUUAAAACCACCAUUUGUGGAAAGCCAGUAUACCAAAACAUAAUUGGAGCAAAUCAGUAGUUUUACUGAAUCUUGGGCAGCAGAGGGGGGUUGCCUUCUGAAAACCACACAACAUCACAAUAUCUUUCCAACUGUGUUCUGGUGAAUCCUGAGUUUCCUUAGAAGCUUACUGAGGUAGUGAUGGUGGCAAAUUUCCCGAAAAGAGUUUGCCCACCACUGAUGACCUUUCCCGUGCAAAUGAGCAGCUGUAUGGGAGCAUUAUAUUGCUAAUAAGCCUAGCUAGCUCUCCAUGAGAAUUUACUGUUCAAUCUUGGAACGUGAUCCAGGAUCUACUACAACAAGGUUGGAAAAUCUGUAGCCUUCCAGAUUUAUUUAUUUAUAUGAUUGAUCUAUUGCGGGGGGGGGGGGGUUUGAAAUGAAGCACAUGGAAAAAGCCCACGAAAAUAACACAAAUCCCUGAAUGACAUCUUAGUUGUUGGGAGCCAGUCAGCAUAGUCACUGGGUCGGGGAUGAUGGGAGUUAUACAAUACACAAUGUUUCCCAGCAGACAAGCCAACUUGGAAUGGUCUCCAUUAAGCUGCUAAACUUGAAAGUGUACAGGAUGGAAGGCAGCUCAGGAUACCAGAUUUUACUGCUUAUAACUGCAAAAUGCAAUGACAGCUUUCAAAAAAUCUGGGAGAGGUGGAUAAUGAAAAAUAUACCAUGAGGCCUUUUGCAUGACUAAGCACAGAACCAUUAAACAUGUAGUGAUGAGUGUUCAAACUGAACUCACUCCAAAAAUGCUUCUAUCUGAAAGAGCAUCACCAGACUCAACCAAAGACACUGCCAGUUUCUCACCUUUCAUUUCUUUCUUGCUUUCCCUCUUCCCCUGACUCCAGUAUCUGGCAAACACUGAGGAACAGUCACUUCAUCACCACUUUUCCUGUCAAAUAAGCCACUGGGCGAGUUCCCUCAACAGUUAGGAUUCCAUAAUAAUGCAAAAGGAACUUCAUGAUUAGCAAUACUCAAGGAGGAUUGUGAUCUCUUUUCUGCUCGCCUAAUCCCUACUGCCCAUUCCCGUCUUGUUUUCCGAACAUAUCUGGCAACUGGCUUAUUAACUGCCGGUGUAUCAGGUACUGUAAUAGAACUAUAUUUGUAUUUCCAGAAAAAUUGAAAUACGAUCCAAAUGUGGAUGCCACGGGGAAAUACAAAGAUGAUUCACAGCACAGGGCAUUCAUAAAGUUAGGCAUUCAGAAGUAUCAGAUAGUCAGUGUAUGGAAAUGUUCAGAAGAACUAUAAGGAACUAGGAAAACUGGAGUGAAUAUAUGAACUGCAAUGAAAAGCAGUUUGUCUGCGUCCAGGUUAAGAUGACCGCCUAAGCCAAACCUUGGCUUUGCUCAGCACAGCAGCAAAAAAGGAGCAAAGUUGCUGGGAGCUCCCCUUUGAGAACCCACAUUUUUGCACUAAUCCAAGGUUGGGCUUGAGGCAGCCCAUAGCUCAAUGGUCCUAGAUUGGUCCCGAAUUCUGGAAAGCCACCACUAGUCAACAAAGAUCAUACUGAUCUGGAGGAACCAAAGGAAUAUCUCAGUGUAAGGCAGCUUCCCAUAUUCUUACCGGGUCACUUCAACGCCAUACAUUUAAAGCCACUUCAACGCCAUACAUUCUUACGCCACUUGAACAGUUACAGCUUCCCCCAAAGAACCCUGGGAAACCUAGUUUGUUAAGGGUGCUGGUAACUGUGUGCAGGCUCUCCUAACAUUUCUCUGCACCCUUAAUAAACUACAGUUCCUGUGAUUUUAUGGCAGAGGCCAUGACUGUUCAAGUGGUAUGAGAGUGCUUCAAAUAGGAGCAUUUUAGGUGCAUCCCUGAAGCCUCCUGCCUAGAUGUCUUUAGGCCUAUAUGCUGAACCUCAUGUAUAAUCCCCUGAGCAGAAGGCAUUCCAGGAACUAUUCAAGUCUUGUCCUACCAUCACUGCCAACUUUUAGUUGAUAUGCUUUUAUUCAGGUUUUAGGCAUUGCAGGAAGGUAAGGUAAGGCAGGGCUGGACUUCCCUCCCAGUCUUUCCCAUCAUUAAAAAAAAAAAAAUCAAUCCCCUCUUCUCCUGGUUUCUCAGGCUUUGUUAGGAAGGAAUCAAGUGUCUCGCUUUAGAAAAACCUGAAAUAUUGGAAACCCAAGCAUGCGACAAAGUGUACCAUGUGCUUAAACAGUUUGCUUCUCAAUAUUUGUUCCACAUGGUUACAGCUUUUUGUUGUUCUACUGCAGAACAAUGAAGAGGUGACAGUGAAACCUUUCAGCUGCAAGUCAAAAUAAAUGAAGGUUUUAGGGAGUCUCCAGAAAGGAAGAAUGUGGUACCUCCAAUUCCUUCUCAGUAUGGUUUAUUUAAUUUGGAGCAUUCCCAUCUUUCCUUUCUCUCCAGAGCCUCUGCUUCCACUUCCGCUGCCAUCCGCUCUUCUCCCCAGGGCAAAUAAUUAGGAAGCAUUGGAUGCCAGAAGGCUAGCUUUCUACUCAUUGCAAUGCAGUUCAAAUUAAGUGCUUCCUUCUGGAAUAUCCUGGAAUUAAAAGAGGAAGCUCUUUAAUGGCGAAAUGUAUUAGACUGUGAAAUAGACUCCUCGCUCCCCCAGGGCAGGGCCUGCUUAAGAAAGUUAAAGCUUGCUGGAAAAAAUGUGCUUUAGGGAGCUACACUGAAGGCACAAAAGGCAAAGUUCCAAAUGAUGGGAGUAAUUAUUUUUUUUAAAAAAUCACUGAGUUAGCUUGGAAAUGAGAUAGAUAGAUAGAUAGAUAGAUAGAUAUGCAGAUAGAUAGAUAGAUAGAUAGAUAGAUAGAUAGAUAGAUAUGCACAUUCGAUAACAGCCAUCACAUUGCUUUUUCAAUGGUAGAAAGUUAUGGGGCAGCUUUGUGCAAUGAAGAUUGCCAGCAGCAGCAACAACAAAAACACAGAACCGAAGAAAGUGCCUUAUUCCAAAUGGUACAUUUAGUAGUGGCUAUUCAGGGUUUAAAACUUAAGAUGUUACCAAGACUACCUGGAGAUACCAGGGGCUGAACCCGGAAUCCUCUGCAUGGCUAGUAUGUGCUCUACCACUGACCCACAACUAUUUCCCAUUGCCUGGCCUGGUCAAAAUUUGGCUUAGGUACGGAAUGCAAAAGACGUAGAUCACAAAACAUGUAGAUUGCCAGAAACAGUCCCCAAACUCCCAAAGACCUGCACACAAUCUAGCUCUAGCUGCAACACCAUGGAAAUGAAAGGUGCACACUUCCCAUGCCCGGUGUCCUCGGAGAUGCCCGAUAGGAACAGCCAGUUGGACCACCUUCCCAGAUUGAAGAACUGGGCCAAAACCAGGAAAAUGAAAUUUCAAUAGGGACAAAUGUAUGGUUCUACACUUAGGCAGGAAGAACCACCUGCCCCCCCAAAAAAGUUUGCCAGUAAUACCUGUGAAAAGGAUCUAGAGGUCUUACUAGACCACAAGCUUAACAUUAGUCAACAAUGUAACGUAGCAGCAAACAAAGAUCAUGCUAUUCUAGGCUGUAUCAACAGAGGUAUAGUCUCCAGGUCAAGGAAAGUCAUAGUACUGCUCCAUUCUGCCUUAGUCAGACCACACUGGGAAUACUGUGUCCAGUUCUGGACACCAAAUUUGAAGAAGAAUCUUCAAGCUGGAAUGUGUACAAAGAGGGUGACCAAGAUGAUCAAGAGUCUGGAAACUAAGCCUUAUGAGGAAUGGUUGAGAGAGCUGGGUACAUUUAGCCUGGAUAAGAGGCAACGGAGAAGAGAUAGGAUAGCCAUCUUCAAAUAUCACAUGGAAGCUGGAGCAAACUUGUUUUUUCCUGUUCCAGUGGGUAGGACCAGAACCAAUGGCUUCAAGUUACAAGAAAGGAGAUUCCGACUAAACAUCAGAAAGAACAUUCUGAUGGUAAGAGCUGUUCAACAGUGGAAAGGACCGCCUUGAAAGUGGUGAACUGUCCUUCAUUUGAAGUUUUUAAGCAGAGGUUGGAUAGACAAUGGUCAUGGAUGGUUUAGUUGAGAUUCCUGCAUAGCAGGGAGAGCUCAGAGUCCCUUCCAACUCUACAAUUCUAUGAUUCUAUGAAAUCUGUUUUGAUGGACUGGAAACCAAACCACCUACUUUCCUAUUAUCUCCUUUGUAAGUUUCUCCUUAAUGUUGUUGUUUUUUAAAAGAAAAUAAAAAAACAAAACAACCCAUUAGAGUAACAGAAGCAACUUUUUAAUAUCUGCUAAAUAUAAUGUUUAAUUAGUUUUCUAAAUGCAUAUGCCAUUAGCUAACCAUUAGGGAUAAUGUACCCAUCUUCCUUUGCAGAAUCAGAGAAACCACUGAUUUAGUUAGACAGAUUCUGAAAGGUAAUUUGGCUGAAUAAGUGUAUUUGUAUCAUGAUUAACUGAACAAAGUUUUUUUUUAAUAAAAAAACAUUUCUGCUAGUGGUAAGGCGUCAUUUAUUCUGAAAGCUUUCUCUAAUUCUACUGGCUCAUUCAUGCCAUUUCAGACCUUUUUUUAUUAAAAAUAAUAAUAAUGGUGUCUCUGAAAUACAGACUCUUCUGAAACUUCAUUUAAAAGUCCAGUUGUUGAGAAAAUUCUUUGAGCAAUAUAAAGCAAACACCCAGAAACAUAUUUUGUAGGAACAAGGUGAGAUCAGGAGUAUUUAGAGCAGUGGUACUCAAAGGGUGUGGCAGGAGAAGAUGGCAAGUGUGGCGGAAAGAUUCAAGGGCAAUCAAAUAAACAUUUGAACAUAUCAGCGCAGUUAUGGUAUAGUGUAGUAUUAGGCUAGGCUAGGAAGAAAUUGAUGAGAUGAGUUUGUCUGUCUCGGAUCCAACUUAAUAUAAAUGAAAUUACCCAGCAAAAGCAAGCUCACACCUCCCAUUGAGUUUCCAUACAUAGUUAAGGUAAACAUGCAAGGGGCUUUUUAAAAAUUAUACUUUGGGAAUGAGUCCUGUAGCUACACUAUUUUAUACUUUCUGGAUGUCCCGUGAUCGUAUUAUAAAGUAAUUGCGUGCAAUGUUAUAUAUCAAGCACUGCUAGGAGUUGCUUCUUUUUGUUUUCCAAUAUAUUUCUUAUCAAUAAAAAACACCUGCAGUGGCAUGAGAUUUUUAUUAUGAAAGUGUGGCCCAGAGAAAAAAAGUCUGAGAACCACUGAUUUAGAGAGUCUGGGCGGAUACCAACGUGCACUCCUACUAAACCCUUCCUUCAAAGUUCUGCAGGGUUCUGAAAGCACAACUGAGGCAAGAGGGGGAGACCAAUUUCCUGAUAUUUCCCUAACCUCCUCCCACACCAACCCUCAAACUUGCCAGGCCUCUUAAGACAAACAGAAGGCAUAAAAUGCAUUCUCUUCCCCCAUCCCCUCCUCCUGUCCUCCUCCUCCAUCCUGGAAUAACAAGCUUUUUUAAAAUAAAAAUUAAAAAUGCCGUAACAGUUUUAAGACUUCUAGGAGAUAAUAAUGAGCUGGAUCAAGACUAAGGAUGCAAAACAAGAGUUAAUGGAAGGAUGCCUUGAGACCUAAGGACACAGCAGAUCUCCUCUCUGCCUGCAGAGGUAUCCAGCCUCUCAAGGCUCCCCUCUACAGGGGUAGAAAACCCUGCUGCCCUUGCCCACUUCACUGCUGGCACUUCAAUGGCAGUAACAUCUACGGAGUGAAACCUCCCAUUCCCCCCACAUCUGCCUGAAAGCGGGGAAGGGAGCAGACCAGCUCUGGAGCUGGCAUAGUUGUGCCACUGCAAGUAGUGGGAGAAAAUAUAAAGGGAAAAUACAUGUCUGAAGGGGGGGGGGCAGAGGGAGAGAGAGGGAGACAGAAAGACAACAAGAAAUCUUCCCUGCCAGCCUGAGCUUGGAUUGGGCAGUUCUUCUACUUGGUUUUUCUCUUCACUGUGACCAAGGAUUAUUCUUAAAUUAGUCUUCAGUUUGUCCUGUUGGUUUCGAUGAGACUAAAGCAUGACUAGCUUAGACUGAAUCCAACCCAGUCUCUGAUCACAGAAUGGAAUAGCUAGCGGCCUUUCUAGAUUCUACCAUGGCUUCUGCUUGAGCACCCAAAGUGCAGAUGGAUGCAACUUUCAGCAUCAAAAGUGAUUAAUACCUCCAGCACAUUGUUUGGAAGGGCUUUUUGUUGUUAAGCUGCAUCCUGUAAUGUUUGUACACAACAGAUGCCAUAAUAUCAUUAGGAGAUCAUACGGUUGCAAUCACAACUACUAACUGCCUGAAUUAAUAACAGUUUCAAAUUAAUGAAGCUUGGGGCAUCGUUGCCAUCCUUCAUGAACAUACAUUAUGAAUCUCUAAAAGUAAAUUCCCAUCAGUGGAUCAUUAACAGGGAAAUACCAUUUUUGAACCAAUCAAUAACAUGAAUCAGCUUUUCAAAAGGCACUUGUGCAGGUUUUAUUCAAAGAAAUAGAAUACCAGACGGACAGAGCAGGUACCCUUAUUAACCUCUUAAUGCAGAACCAUAUCCAGGAAACUCUACCAGCCUUGCAUUCAAACAGCCAGUACAGGCAUCUGGAGCCACAUUCCACACUUCCACCCCAUGACUCAACCUGCACUCUCAGCAGCAUCUCCUCCUCCUCCAAGCAGCCCCAGGUUUUCCUAGCUGGAAGCAUCAAGGAAAUCACUGCAUGGGCUGUUUUCAGAUUUUGCUUUGGCAGUGACUGCUCUUGCCUGUAGCUGGAAGAGAUAACAGUAGGGAAAAUCACAGAUGAAGCCAGACAGAGAGAGAGAGGAAAAGGCAAAGCAGCUAGUACAGCGAAUGCCUUGUUUUCUCUGGCAAAGAAAAGCUGUGGUGGCUGCUAGGGUGAGUGGCUGGCAGCAGUGACAGGGAAUCUCAACUUGCCAAAAGCACAAGGCUAGAAGAAGGCUCUCCAGCUGGAGAGCCUAGUCCUGGCAGAGCUGGAGACCAACCCAGGAGCAGAGAAGCUGCAGUGUGCAUAGUAUCUGGCUGCACUUAUGGGGACUCUUAGCUGGUUGAGCCCUGUUGCAACAUAUUCUCUUUAGCUGCCUAUGCUCACUGAACAAACAAACAACAGUCCAGAAUAGCGAUGUUCCUGUAGGGUGCUAAGGUACUCGAAUGGAUGAAGUUAGGGAACUAAUGUGCAAACAAGUAUAAGGCAACUAAUGUGUAGACAAGCUUUAAAUUGGCAAGUCAGCCAAAAUAGUUUGCUUCUUCCUGACACUAAUGCCCAAGCUCUGUACAGUAUAUGACUAUUUAGAUCACCCCAUUGAUUUCGGCAUGUUAUCUUUAAACAGUAUUUAAAACUAUGGUCUGGAAUUUGAGACUCUUGGAUUCACAAACUGAACCCAGUCUUCUAGGAGUGCAUAUGGUAUAGUGGUACCUUGGGUUACCUACGCUUCAGGUUACAGAUGCUUCAGGUUACAGACUCCGCUAACCCAGAAAUAUUACCUCGGGUUAAGAACUUUGCUUCAGGAUGAGAACAGAAAUCGUGCUCCGGCGUCGCGGCAGCAGCGGGAGGCCCCAUUAGCUAAAGUGGUGCUUCAGGUUAAGAACAGUUUCAGGUUAAGAACGGACCUCCGGAACGAAUCAAGUACUUAACCCGAGAUACCACUGUAUUUAAAAUUACAUACACACAGGCUGGGUAGCAUGCAGGCUGUUUAGCCACAAUUCAGUAUUUCUCAUGACUGGAUAUAUGUCCAUACCUUAUUUAUUUAAGUUUAUACAAACAUCAAAGAGACAGAUUAUCUGCAUUAACCUUUGGAGUUCAGAUCUCUUUACUCCUACAUUCUAGAUCACUAGAUACUGAUUGAAGUUUGAAGGUGGUAUUUGUUUAUGGAUGAAAACAAAUAGCAACUUGCUGAGAAAUAAAUGUGCUUGAGUGAAAAAUUUACAUAAUAUUGGGCAUCUACAUAAUUUAUUCUAUUAUGGACUUGGAAGAGUUUUGCUUUCUACAAUGUGACAUUUCAGGGUGUUUUUUGGCUCAUACAAAGUAAAUCAUAUAUCCAGUUAAAACCUACAGCCCUUCUUGCAGCAGAAACUGUACCCAACAAUAGUAACCACAGGCUAGGUCAGUGUCCACUAGGUCUUCUAAGGGUUUGGUAUACAAAUACUAGUUUCCACUUAUCCUACCAUAACCUAGUAUGUAGAUACAAGAUUGAUAUGAACCAUCAGUCCAUGUGACAAACCUAAUUUAAUAAAGUGGUCUGCCCUAUCGAUCAUGUCCCAAUGAAUUCAGUAUUUCACAUAAAAGUGUUGGCUUUUCAAUCUUCAUAUUUCUUGCCAUCCAAGGGAUCUUUGGUCAUAACAAAACUCAUGAAGAGAUACAGCAAAAUAGAUAAGCGAUAAAAGAUUGGGGACCGGAAUUCUGAGGAGGAAACAGAGCCCAAGAGCAUUAUUUUCUCCCACCACCACAACAAAACUUGAAAAAUUGUUUAAAACAAUUGAGCCCAAUCAGAUCAUGAGACCACCCCCAUUAAACUGGGAAGAGGGCCUUUUAAAAGUGAGGUGGUGGGACCCACCCGAGGCAUGACAACCUGAGCAUGAAACCAACAUCUGAUAUUUUUAUAUUCUUUGGGUCUGUCCAGGUUUCUGCACUCUGUGCCCUACAGCGGGUUGGUUCUUCCCUGUCACAACCAGGGAUCCACAUAUGCCUUUCCCCAUAGAAGUUGUUUAUGUCCUGGGAGAAGGGCCCUGUGUCCCUGUUGGCUAAAGAUACUGCAUCUGCGGUGAGGAGCAGGGUUUUCAAUGCAAAUUGCUCUGAGGAUACGGAACAACCAACCUUGUAUGGUUCGGAACUCUAUUGUGCUUUUAAGCAUUGCAGAAAGGAUGCUAAGCCGGCCUCUUCCAAAGUGCCUAUGGCUCUUGAACAAGCGUCUAGAUCUUUACUGCCAUAUUGUUGUUGCUGGAAAAGAGUAUCGCUUUUCUUUAACGGAACAUUGUUUAUGAGACUGUGAUCUUAGAUUUUGUGAUAUUAUGACUGGUAUUGGUUUACUGUUUAACUUUGUUAGAAGUUGCCUCCAGUCUUGGAGAAGCAAGAAACAAGUGCUUGAAACAGACAUCCCCAUCAUUAUCUAUGCCAUUUAAAGAAAGUCAACUGUGUGUCCAAAGUGUAUUUUCUCUGCCUUUAAAGUGCAGGUCAUAACCCAAGCGAAAAUUCCAAAAGUUUGCCACAAGGGAAAUGCAAGUGUACUGAAACAGUGAUUUUAAUCACUUACAGAUGAUGUGACUUCAAGGCACCCAGCUACCCACAGAAGAGGCUGCCUGCUGCAACUCUGCACGAGACCAAGUUCUGGCCUUCUAAGAACAGUGACUCAUGCAGAAACACUGGGGUUGGACUCAUCCGAAGGCAGGUAAUUCUUACUCCAACACAUUUAAGCCGUUUAAAGGAGUAAAGGUCAUGAAGCGUGCCUCCAAUUUUAACUGAGGAAUAAAAGUGUGUCACACAGCCAAAAGAAACCUAACAAUGCCAGACCUGCAUGUUAGAAUCAAGCCUCCAACUAAAACCAUAAAAAACAAGGGAUGAUUUAGAGCACACCGUGGGGAAGGGAUGAGAGCCUUGUCCCUACCACCGUGUAGGCUUUUGCUCAGCCAUCAUUUUGCCAACUGGAGCUCCAAGAACAGAAGAAGCCUUUGCCAGGGGAAAAUGUGGCUAUUUGGGGAAGAGAGAACACUGGCAAGCAAAGAAUUCAACUCUCACUACCAUUCAUGCUGCAUUUUUAAUUGCCCUCUGUCCUGCCCCUGUUUUUAAGAAUUUACUGCAAGCCCUAUCAAGUUAUGCCGUCACUGUAGCCAGUUUGAUCCUCAGCUUGCAGGAAAAGUGAAGUAAUUAUUGACUUACACCAAGACUGGGGAACCUGUGACCUUCCAGAUAUCACAGGACUAAAAUUCCAAUCAUCCCCAACUACUGGUCACGCUGGUGAGGGCUGAUGGGCACUGGAGGGUUCUCCACCUUAAACUCCAAAGGAAAUCACACGUUUCCAUGAGCCUCCUCUUACCAAACUAGACUGACAUCUCAAACAAAAAAAACCCCCACCCUGUAUCCACUUUUAACCUGGCCCUUGACUUUACCAGUGAACUGACUUUACUGUCUGUUCUCAUUACCAUUUCCCAGAAGUGGAGAUUAUAAUAUAUGUUAGGCUCUUUCUUUCUUUCUUUCAGCAUGGGGGGGGGGGGAGAGAGACGACAUUGAGAGAGACCAUUUAAAAAGGGAUUUGUUCAGCUAAAAGAAGCUAAGGACACACGGCACUCAUGCAUUCAGCACUCUGUAAUGCGGUUUGAAAACAUGCGUUGUCUAGGUUGUCACCCUGACAGACAAACGGCUUUCUCCUCCAUUAAUAUUCACAGGGGAUGCUUCUUUUUAGCAUCAUGUGUAAAAACAGCCUGGCACUUUUCAAAAUGGUCUGCAAAUAAACCACUUGAUGCCAAACUGCUGAAUAUAGAUGUGGACCAGAUCAGAUCAUGUAAGCCAAGAUCAUCAAGAUCUAAGCAGAUAUAAAUAGUAGGUUGCACUACAAAAAAAUAUUCCCUUCAUCCAGAGGAAUUCCUUUCCUGUUAAAAUUAAGAGAAACUUUGCAUGCAACCCAUAAGUUGCCAGAAUCUUCUAGGGUAUUUAGCCAAUGGGGUGGCGCGGGGGAACAGUAUGACCGCAUCAGUAAUACAGUCCAAUAUUGAACAGAAGAUAUACUUACUAAAUUAAUCCAUACUAGUAUAAUGAAUUAAAAGCAUUCUGUAGCACAAAGCAAGCAUAGCUGGUGACCACUGGCAACACAUGGCCUUGUGGAAUGACUGUGUAAGGAGAAUUCCAGUUGCAGGUAAAGAACCAAUAUUUUACAGUACAGCAGAGGUUUAACUAUAUGUCACUGACAUGUUUAUGAAGUUAUACAUAGUUUAGUUUUUGUCACAAAGCAAAGAAUUAAAAAAAAAAGAAUUAAAAGCAUUCCACACAAUGGCUAUUUCUGUCUUCCAACUUUAACAAAGGAAGACCUAUACAAUGUGUGUUUUAUACGAUCAAUAGCUGUUAUUAUGAAUCCCUACUGCAGAAAAAUUUUAUUACUAAAUCAAACAUGUCUCCAGAAUACUCAGUGGCUAUAGGCCUUGUUUGUACCUAAAGCUAUGACGGGAAAGCUUAGUCUGAACCUGAGUCCUAUCUAUAGUUGCUGCAGCCUGAAACAAUACACAAGCUGAAACACAGCUUUUCUUCAAAAUUCACAUAUAUGCUGUGCUGUUCACCAACCAAAUAAUAUUUAGGAAAAUGCCUAAAAGAGGGGAAGGGUGCACAAAAUAAAUAUAUUGGUUAGGUUAAUACACAGAUGUGUAUUAGUGGAAACUGCUUGCAAAACUGUGUGUUAGUCAAAGCUACAUAUAAAACAUGUGUGUUAAAAGAAAGUCACCAAAAUGCUUAAAAAAAACAUGAUGGGGAUCUCUAAAAAGAAGUAACAAAUUGCAGCAAAAUUCAGAGAACUGAAUUUAAGAUUGGCCAUUAUUCACUCAGGAUUUAGCACAAGGCAAUUAAUAUGCAGUUUUGGUAGCUUUUCCCCCAACUUGGUUUUGACUCAAUGGUGGGCUGUUGACUUUAACACCAAUGAUUCCUGGUCCACCAACUGGUUAAUUUAAUUUAGGGGUGGGGAACCUCCAGCCUAGGGCUAAAUUUGGCCCAGUGUGGCCCUCAGUAACUCCCACUGUGGCCCUUGGGACUCUUCCCAGGCCACGCCUCCUUCUGAGGCCACAGCCCUUCCUGGUACUAUUUGACACCCUCCUCAAAUGCCUUGAACUGUGCCUGGUUGCCUGAAUGGAGGAUGAUGAUGUGUGUAGGAACCUCUAGUUUUUGUGGUGCUGGAAUGUACAAAGUACAAAUGUAAGAGUCAUAUUUGUGUCCCCCACCCCAUUUGAUUCCCCACCUCCAUAGGUGAAAAGCCUUAUUCACAGUAGAACAAUACCUGCCUAUAGUAAUUAUUCUACAGGGGUGGGGAACCUCAUGGGAAACCUUCCUGGUGCAGAGGCCACAUCCUAGAGGUAGGUAGGGCCAAGGGCAAAAGUAGACAACAGGUGUGACUCCCGCCAUUGCAAAACAGGCUACAUUCAGGCAACACAAAAGUCAGAAGUAUCAACACAUACCCCUCCAUCCUGUUAAGGCAAGCAAGAAGUACAGUGGUACCUCGGGUUCAGAACUUAAUUCAUUCUGAAAGUCCGUUCUUAACCUGAAACUGUUGUUAACCUGAAGCACCACUUUAGCUAAUGGGGCCUCCCACUGCUGCUGCUGCGCCGCCGCCACACGAUUUCUGUUCUCAUCCUGAAGCAAAGUUCUUAACCCGAGGUACUAUUUCUGGGUUAGCAGAGUCUGUAACCUGAAGCGUCUGUAACCCAAGGUACCACUGUAUCACCACAGCUUGCCUUCUCUGGGCAGGAAUCUCUGGAAGGAGCAACAGUGAAACACGGGAGCCCAGAGAGCAGUCUAUAGUGGAGCAGUCCAGGCAAGUGAAAAGCUGUCCUGAAAUGCUAGCAACUACGAAUAAACCAAAGAUGCAUUACAAUCCGAACACAAGCCAUAUUUCUUUUCUCUAACCUUCAGUAUGGAUUAGAGAUAAAGGCUUUUUGUCUUACUGGUAGCAGCCUAAGAUUUCAUUGUUCUAUAAAAAUAAUAAUGAGCUCAUGACUAAUACCUGAUGGUCCAUAAAUUAAAUAAAUAAAAACAUCCCAACAAAACAACAUAAAAAGAUCAGGCGUAUAGGUUCCCCAUCAUUUUUCCGUGUCAACUAUUAAUUUUAUUUAUAAAGCAUGGUGUGUGGAGGGGGCAGGGCGCGUGUGUGCAAUCCUGCAGUUGGCAUUUGGCUGGCUUACCAAGUGGCAUAAGUGCCAUUGCCACCGGUGGAGAGGAAGGCCCACUGUCAGGGUACCACCUAUGUCCUCUGCCAACAGUGUGGGCCAAAACAGGACAUUCCUUGUUGGUGUCAGGGCAAGGUCCAUGAAUGCCAAGGAUUCUAAGCCCCCACCACAUGCUCCUAAAUGGGCAUCAAAGCUAUGCCAGCCCUGGGACUGGCCUACUUAUCGCCCUUUGUGAAACAGAAAUGGGAACAGCAGCCGCACCACCACCUCCUGCCCAGGGCACGGCUAGUCAGCAGGACUUUGGGUGUGUUGGCUGCUGAGCCACACACAACGGAACUGCUUUUUGUUACAUGCUUCUCUGCAUAUGAUGAAAACAUCCAGCAAAGCGAAACGUUUUAAAACCUGUGUGGCCCAGAGCCUGCAGCAGCAAAAUUCCCGUUUAGAAUCCGUCAUCUCUGAAGUACUUCUCAAAUAAAAAAUGUUUUAACUUCCCAACAAAAAGGGCACACACAAAAAAUCUGUUGUACUUAUGAGUUCCAUAAGGAGGGCAUGCCAAACUCUGAAACCAUUGCCCUGUGCCCUCAUUGUUCCAACGUCAGUCAAAGAGAGUAUGUGAAGGGGGGGGGGGACCUGGCCAGCCCAAGACAUGCUGGUGUCUGAGGCAGAACAGCAAAUGAAACCCCCUGCCGCGUGCACCAUCAAAUCGGGGUGCAUUAAGUAUCAAGGCUGGCCAGGUUAUUUUAGCACCCAAGACACAAAGCAUGACAAAAAACACAAUACAUUUAAUGUCCAUUUGUUGCCCAUUCGCAAUUCCCAAAAUCAGCUGUCUGAAGGCAGCCACCUCACUCUAUGCAACAGGAGGGCUGGCUCUCUCAGCAGCUGACUGGAGAGGUAUAUAUGGGGGAAAUGCUCCGUAAAGCAGGGGUUUCCAAAUUGUGGUUUGCAGUCCACCUGCAUGCCUCAUUCAGGUGGUCCAUUGUUGUCUGCCUGUGAAGAACAGCAGGAGCAGUGGCUGGGAACAGUUGGCGCAGUGCAUUAAAUAUUCACAUUGAUUUUAAUCGUAUUUUUACUGCUUCUAUUAGUUUUCAUACGUGUAUUUUAUUAUUUGCUGAAUCCAAACUGCAACACAAUAAAAUACAAUAUAAUAAAUAAAACAAACAAAAACACACACCCUAGCACAGCACAUUACAUUACAAUUGCUACAGAAGGCAAAAAACAAACAAACCACCAUUAAGGGGUCUAUCAAGAUCCUCAGCAAUUCUCAAGCGGUCCAUGGGGGGAGGGGAGUUUGGCAAUCACUGCCCUAAAGUACAGUACACAUGUAAUGUUCUAAGGAAGAAGCACUUUUUACUUUUUAGAGGUACAUCUAAGCUCACCCAAAUAUGACAGGUCGGUGUUUUGAACUCACCCAGGCACACUCAGAGACAGGGAUUGGGGGCAUGCACAGAGGCAAAUGAAGCUUGGCUACUGGGUAGCAAGGGAAAUGGCCCUGCCUAAUUGGUCAAAGAUCAAUAAAUCUGGGCAGCUUUCAAAAUUCAUCCAGAAGUCUACAAUACUUUCCUGUUACCUAUGUGGAUAUUUCAGUAACUGGUGUCACACCUCUUUCAGACUUCAUUUCUCCCACACAAUAGGCACCUUUUGCGCUAGACACCCUGCAUUCCUAAUUAACGUUGUGCUAAUAAGCAUCUGCAGCUAUGUUGACUCAAAAAUUUAAAAUGGCAUUAGUCAUCUACUGAGGUCCACAAGCGGAAAAUGUGCACCUAAGGAAGCUAACUUUGUUACUUUGCUGAGGAAGGGGGUACUUCCAGUGGCAAGUUUGUUUUCAAGCCUCAUGAGGAAGGAGGCAAGAGUCUCGCAUGUGAGACAAGAGCAGGAAUUGGACUUCAGCCCCACUUUAGAAUGUUAUCUCCUGACAUUGACUCUUAACACUCGUUCAUGAUGCUUUUGAAUAGAAUAAAUAUUUAGUCAAUGAGAUAAAUAAAAUGAUUAGCAGACUUCAGUUCACAUGAAGCUCAACUAAGAUAAGGAGGAGAAAAGACAGUUAGAUAAAAAGACUCAGCUAUGCCUCCUGUUGGACCCACAACCUGUAUUUGGUAUUUAAGGAUCAAUCAGCUUCGGUGAAUAAGGAAGGAGGAAACUGAGCAGCAUUUGCAAAUGCUCACUAAAAGGAAGUUCAGAACUGGCAAGCAUUCAAAUAUAAAUGUGCUGCAUCUUGCAGUUCUCUAGAACAACCUCUGGUCCUAUACAAACCAGUGUAGUGGGGAGUUCUGCUGUGCAAUGCCACCUCCCAUAUGUUGGGGUUUGUAGUUAAUUAAGCUACUGAAAUGAAUGGGAGCUGCAAGCUCCUGCACAUUUAGAUACUGAUUAAACAGGAGAACUUUCCCUUGCAUUGUUCCCUUACUGCAGUUUUCGCCACUGACCAUUAGUAUUUUUCGCCAGAUCUCCUACACCUGCAAUUCCAGUCCCCACACAGGAAAAUCUGCGUUCUUUUCCUUUCUAUCUAGAUCUUCAUUCAGCAUGGCAUAUGCUGCUAGACAGGUGUUAAGUUACAUGGCGGCAGCAUUACCCAGCAAACAAAUACAGCAAUGGGCACACCUGUAGCUGCUAAAUUUCUGCUUCUCAGACACACAAGCUCUGAAAGAGAAAAAAGUUCUGACAUAUACACACACACCCCAAUUCACAAGUGGCACAAUCCAGACUCACAAGAAUUCAUAGCAUCACUUCUGAAACAACCCUUCUAGCGGUUUUCCAUUUGUUAAAACCAAUAACCCGAUUCUGCAGCCAAUAACCCAAUUCUGCGUACAUUUGCCAAGAAGCAAGUUCCAUUGAAUUCAAUGGGACUUAAUCUCAGGUCAAUUCCACAGUAUUGUCAUCUAAGAAGCUUUGAUAUUUAAAGAAGAUGGACUAUUUUUGAAAAUGCGUUUCUAUUCCUCAUCCAGUAUGCAGAUGCUAAGAACAUAAAAGCAUAAAGGUUACAAACAUUAAAGAAGUAAAGAAGGCGGCAAAUUAAUGUUAAAGGGGAAAACAUAUUCAGUUUCUGGAUUAGCAUUUGCACUAAACCAUAUUCAGUUUAAAGGAGGAGACCUAAAAGCAGCUUCCAAAUUAAUUUGUGAUAAAUAUGAUGCUGCAUUUUACAGUGAAACAUCAGUUUCCAAAACAUGAACAUGUGUAUUCAAAAAAUACAACACUGUACUGCUGGGGGGGGGGGAAAGGAUUUUGGGAGAAUGAUAAUAUACUGUCCUUCCCUCUCCCCUCCUUCCAUUUCUACCCAUACCAUCAAUAUUUAGAUUGUAAGCUCCUAUGGGCAGGGACCUGUCUAUUUUGCCGCCGCUGGCAUUAUUUAGACAAUAAUACAAAGAGGCAUAGCCUAAGCAAAAAUCUCUAUUAAACAUUUCUGAAAACAUUCAGUACACUUUUGAGUAUAAAGAGAAAAAGGGGCUUUAAAAUGUUUGCAUUCUAUCAAUUUUGACCUUGAUGUUAUGGUUUCAAGCUACAAACACCAACUGAAGAGGCACAGAAGUUUAGAUUGAAUGAUGGACUUAAGGAAGAUCUGAAAUAGGGUAAGGGGCCCCGGGUAUUCUUAAGAAAUGUGUAAGGCAGAAGAAGAAAAGGCUUGUGUAAGUCAAUCAGUGCUUCCAAGACUCAAACCAAAACCUCCUUUUUCCACUGUUUUUAACUGAUGGCUAUUUAAAACCACUGUGAACUGGUUUAAAAUUGUUAAUCAUGACCCAGCAUUCAGCAAACGAUCCUCCUCUAGAUCAGCCACUGAUGUUUACCUGAAAAAAGGUGUUCCUUUGUUUUGGCUUUUGUUAUUUUGAAUGAUUUAAAGGGGACCCUCACCCCGGGAGAGUGCGAACAAGUUUCUUUACAACACACAAACUUUGAUUUAUUCACGUAAACAUCAGAAACGCUUUGGCAAACACGGCCAGAUGGAGGGGAGGAAGAUAAUGGCUUUUUCUGUUUGCCUUAGAAACUAAACAGCUGCGGGAAGCAUCAUCUGUGUGGCGAGCCAAUAACUUUUCAUCUUGUAGGCUCUUCCAUUUAUCAACCUGAAGCCAAUUUAAUUUGAUGAUGGCGGGGAGAGAGAAAGAUUUUUUUAAAAAGAUCUUUCAUAAACUUUAAAAAAGUCAUUCCCCAUUUUUGCAUCUUGAUUUGUUUGAAAUCAGGGUUUAUACACAAGAAUGAUGAGAUUGUAAAAAGAAAAAGAAAUAAAAGAGCAAAUCAAGAGCUAAAGAUCACAGGCAUAUUAAGGGGUGGGGUCGUUUCGGAGCACAGUCUGUCAUCACCAGGAAGGGUGAUCCGAGUAAAAGUUAAGCAUUUUAAGACUGCAAUCCGAAACACAUUUCCUAAGACAUAAGCCCCCUUCCCCAAUAAAGAGGGCCUUAUUUCCAAAUAAACACACACAAAGUCUGCAGUCCUAUGCCUCCUCAGUCAGGAGUAAGCCCCACUGAACUCCCUGGGACGCACAAUUCAAUCCUAUGUUUCUUCGGAAGCAGCACUUAGUUCAAUGGGGCUUACUCCCGAGCAAGUGAGCUUCUUAGAUUGGCUUCCUGAGACACGAGUAAACAUGCGUAAAACGGGGCUGCAACACCCACGGAUCCCAGCAGAGUAAAGCCAAGCAGGUGCUCAACGCUCUGCACAGAAACCACGGAACGAGGAGCCAGCUGCACGUUUACAAUGAAACGCAUCUCACUGAGAGUAUAUUCAAUUACUGUAAUGCGUUAACUGGCUGAAUCGUGCCCUAAACCAGUGCGAAGAGGGUUUCCCCAUCAGAUCUACUUACCCUCGCAUAGGACGACAACACUUAACGCCCAACGGGCUAAAGGCAUCUUUCCCCCUCGCAAUAAUCCCAUCGCCUCUCCUAACUUCUUCGACGGCAGGGAAGAAGUCUUGGCAAGGCUCUCUGGAGUUCAAACGUGCACGAGAUAAGAUAGUUCUCCGCGUUCCCUCCAAAGCAGGCGCCUGGGUCUUGGGUGGGGAUGCAACAGUCCGCUCCUCAGUCAGGUCGCCCCAUCCUCCGAAGGGUCUCCAGAUCCCCCCCGGCUCACUAGCGGCUGCCAAACGCCAACAACACCAGCAGGUGCUCGACUGGAAAGGGGGGGUUCCCGUCUGCUCCUGCCGGCCUGGGUCACGAAGAGCCGCGCUUGGGGCGCCUCCCAGGUCUCUACUCUCCCCAGAAAUCGAAAGAGAGGUAGAGACCCAGAAGCGCGCAGGGACGAGGCGGAUUCAGCCCACCUGUCUAGGGCAGCACUGGCUCAACUCCCGUUGGUCUUUAGCCGCCCAUCGGAGUCUACGGGGUGCUUCUUCAUUGAAUCUGGAAGAGGGUGAGGGGGGAGAGAGAGAUUGGAGCGGGUUCAGACCGUGGUGGGGGGAAAAGUGGAAAUUAAGAUCUGCUCCGUUUGCUUCCAAGGCGGCUGGCGCGCUCAGGAACUGCACGGCUGCAUUGAUCUUCUCCAAGUGCACUUUGCAGCGCCCCCUCCCAGGCGAAGGGGGAAAGGAUGCCGCUCCGACGCCUCCCUCCAGCCGGGAAUGGAAGGAGUUCAGUCGCUCUGCUCCGCAAGAUCUAAGAGCAGCUCGGCUUUUGUGCUGAGCGAGGGGCGGUGGUGCUGCUGGCUGCCGCCUGGGGUGGUCUGGGCCAGCUGGGAACUUGCCUGGGUCCUUGCGGCGGAGCUGCCGUGCGCCUAAUGAGGCUGCUGGCAGGCAGGCACAGAGCGAGCGAGCGAGCGAGCGAGCGGGGCUGUUCCCCCUCCUCGCGGUGGAGCUGCUGCGCGGAUGGCUCGGUCCAGGCAGCAAAUGGACAAGCCGCUGUCUUUCUCCCCCCCUCCCAAGUUAAUGAACAAAUUGCAGCAGCGGGGGGGGGGAGGAGGAGUGUGAAACUGAUCGAGGGCAGGGCGCCUGGCUGCAGAGGCAGGAAGGGACUCACCGAAAGGGGGCCGAAAAAGAAAAACGGGGGAGGGAUCAAAUCUCAAGAAAGGAGGGCAGAGUCAAGGGGAAGCUCAGGACCGCUUUGCUACAGGUGCUGCUGCUGCAAACUCCAGGUGUAGGAAGUUUGGGCGAGGGCGCCUAAUGCAAAAGACCAGCAUUUGGAAACGCAACUGGUCCUUGCAUAAUUUGCGCAACGUUGUAAAAACGAAAGCACCCAGCAGUUUGGAGAUGGGGCGGCAUCCAUACAGCUUCCAGGCGCAGCGGCCGGGGACGUCGUCAUCUGCUCCCUUCCCCGGGCUUGGUUGCAAGAUAGCAGAAGCAGAGUGGAAGGCUUGGCUCUUGAAAAAUGGCCGGAGGGGUUGGGGCAAGCCCAGAGCUGGGUGCGGAAGAUUGGGCCUGCAAAAUCGAGGCAAAAAGUAGGGAUGGGGUUGAACAGGGAGGACAUCCAAACAAACAUGCAGAAAGGAGUUACUAAAAGAUCUGGAGCAGAGCAGGGGGGCGGGGAAGAGAGGUGAUAAAGCAACAGCAGCCUGUCCUCUGUAACUACAUCUUAAUACGAAGGUACCGAUUUCAGAAUAGUAACUUGCCCCGCCCUGGAUACAUUAAACAUGCUGAAUAAUUAAUUGCUGGGGAAACAGAUAUUUUUGUCUGAUGGUGAGAGGAUGCUUAAGGGUAGGCAAGCUACCUGGCAGAUGCCCAAAGUAGCCUAGAAUGUAUGCCUGCAGCUGCUGCUUAUUAGUGUAACACCACUUUUGAACCACAGAUUGGGGGGGGGGGGACUUUGCUCAACCUAUUAGCUUUCCCAGCAAGCCAUCAAUACUCAGCUAAAAGCCCCAGCAAACGUUGCAUGUAUUGCGGAAUGGAAGCACUUGAGUGCCUCAGCCACUUCUGUUGCAUAAUGCCAACACCAUCUCUGUAGUUCCCUCUGUGUACAAUUUCUUCUUCGGGGGAGAAAAGUUGGAUGAACUUUCCACACUGAGACCUGUCCCUUUUUUUUUUUUUUUUUUUGAAUAUGUUGCAAGAGGUCGACAGGGCUUACUCUCAAGUUAAGUGUACUGGGGAUUUUCACAAGCCUUAAGAAUAAAAAUUUAAAAAUCGGUGUUCGAAAACACCUACAUCAUACAGGCACACUCAUCAGAGAUGAGUGCAUAUGCAGCAGCCAACCCAGCUUAGCUGUUGGUAGCAAGGGAAAUGGCUCUACUCGCUUGGGUGAAGAUCAAUCCAUAGGAAUGCUUUUCGGCUUCUGGAAGUUUCAGAUAACAUUAUACAUUUCUUGCCCAGGAAGCAUUACUUAAAAACUCUGCAAAUGUUAUGUUUAUGUUCCCGAGAAACCCUAAGAGCAGCUACUAAAACCACUCAGUAUUAUGGAGCCCUAAAUGAAUGCACACACCAGUAAGAAUAUGUUCAUAUCUGCAAGUAUCCAGUCCAGGAAUUCACAAAGUCUCUGUCAUGAUAAAUAAAUAUAAGGAACUAUUGGGUCCAGAGUAGCUUGAAAGCUGCAUCUCUGCAGGAUUUAAUGCUCUGAGGUCCCUUACCCCACUCCAAGAACCUGGAAGGUGGGUAAUUGAGCCAUAUGUCUGCAUCAUGUUCAAUUCCAUAAUUCCCCACCCUCAGAUAUGCCAUAACUGCUCUUUCCCUUAAGGGAGUCUACAAGAGUCACUUCCCCUGAACUUGUCUCCUUCCAAUCUGGAGUCAUGAGAAGCACAGUGAUUCAUACAAAACUUACAAAGCGUGGGGAAUUCUUACUCUUUCACACUGUAUUUUUAUGCUGUGCACCACCCUGAAAUCUACUGAUGAAGGGGAAGAAGAAGAAGAAGAAGAAGAAGAAGAAGAAAGUAUACUUGCCUUGUGGUGAGGAAGUAUGUUUUGACUAUCACAAGUUUGGAAAAUACUUUUCUGGCUGGCCUGACUGCUGAUGCAAAACAAACCUAAUGAUGACAUCAGUAACUUUACUGUCACUAUUUGUCAGCAGCUCCUCUUGCUUUUGGACCACAAGUCUAUCCAAUUUUCAGAGCUAUCUUGGAAACCGUUCUCGAGUGCUGCAUUGGAAUUGCACAUAGGGUACACCAUGUGCCAGAUGAGCAAUAUCAGGUGAUGCUGCUGUGCCUGAGUCAGUGAUUACAAAAUGUAGAAUAGUCUUUUCUCAUAACCAAGCAGCUAUCUCUUCUUCCAAUAAAACCAAGCUACCAGGAGUUAUUGAUUGCUUAAAAACAAAUGGAGCAUUUGCUGUGCCUUGUUACACUGUGGGUUGUGAUCACUCCCUUCUCUGUGUAUGCCUUGGAAUGUUUCCUUUUUGGUUUCACUUUCAUUUUGCCAUCGCUCCUGUGUUGUAGAGUGAUUCCUUCACUUGCUGUGUUGGCCAAGUCUUCUCUCUGCUUGGAAUAAAUGAAGGAGGUUGUGCUAGGUGUCUUUAUGGCUGUAGGCAGUUUGCUGCUUCUGUAAUUCCUCAUGUGAGCACAUGUUUGGAAUCCCACCUGGGGGAAAGCAAAUGGGGUAGAUUUCUGAUCAAAAUCACCCUCUCAUAAAGCUGAUUUUAUGUUUUCUUUAGAACAGCCAUUGUGGCUUCCUUUGUAUGCAACAUAUAGUCUGCCCCCAACCCCAAUUCUCUGUUACGCUGUUUUCCUCAACCAAGCCCAUGGCAACUUUGCCCUCCUUGAAAUAUCUAAAGACUAGAGUGACUCGCUUAUUGAAGGAACACCUAGUGAACCUAUUGAUUGAUCAGGGUUUAUGAGCCUUUUGAUUACUUUAGCACUACUUUCCUCCUUCCCACCCAUGUAUGUUGUGUGUUUCACAUUGCAAGUCUGAAGGCAAGAACUGUCUCUUUACAGAUUUUUGCAAGCUCUUUGGGAAAAGAGCAGGGUGAAAAUGCUUUAAAUAAACAACUUAAACACCCACCCACCACAAAAUCAGUAGAAAAUGAGGACUUCCUUCACGACACAUUAAAAAACCAAAUGGAGAAUAACAGAAAAUCUAAUCACAGACUAUCUGAAUGCAGUGCAGACAUUUUCUGCAAUGAUCACAGCCAUGUAUCUGCUAAUAUCAUCCUCUAUGCCUUCAGUCUACCAUGUUUAUGUGCCAUUUAAUCAGAUCCAAAGGCUACCAUGGUUGGUCAAUUCUCAGCCAAUUUCAUCAUGUAGUAAUGCCUGCAUUGCUUGAGCAACUGAGGCACGGUAGGAGACUAUACAGGUGCCCAUGAUGUAUUUGUCUGACCAGUUAAACCGAGCUUAAGCAGUCUGAAAAGCCAAUAAACCUCAAAGCUGCCCUAACAAAUAAUGAAGUUUGUUACUGACUCCAUUUCUGGAUCGCCGGCCUACAUCCACAGACUGUGCUAGGCUCUGCAUUGAUCCACCGAGUUCUCUUCUGGCUCUACAUAGGACUGAAAACUCAUCCUGAACCACAACUCCAUCCCGAGAGGCUAGUUGUUGUUUACCACAGAAGUUUGGGAAAGGUUGUAGCUCACUGGUAGAGUGCCUGCUUUGCAUUUAGAAGAUCUCAGGCUUGUUCCCCAGCAAUUUCAAUUUCUGCUGCAUUUCCCCAUCCAAGUAAUGCUGAAAAUGUACCUUUAUUUGCCUACCUUCACAUCCACAACCCCGUGCAAAGUAGCUAACCUGCGGCAAAGUCUCCCCUGCCAUACCUUUCAUAAAUAGCCCUAAUCAAUUAAGCCUGUUUCAGCUUCCUUCAAUUUUAUUUUAAAAAGCAACAACAAGCAUCAUUUCCAUUAAUAGAAAAUAUUAGUCCAUCCUGCAGUGCUUACCUAAGUAGCAAAAACAUUAAACUUUGGAAGCAUAAAAUAUAAAUGAUCUAUAUUGAGCAGUGAGGUCACUGCUGAAUCAUAGUCCUAGUCAAACAUAGGUCAUAAUCAAAGUACUAAAAAGCCUGCAGGUCAUCAUCUGGUCAAAACCUCUGCUCUACACAGAGAUGGGCACUAAGAGGCCCAUUGACUUUCCCAACGUAGAGCAUACCUCAUCUGCUCAGAGAGAAUGGAUAGCUGGUUGGUUGAGGGAGCACACCAGAAGGAAAUGGAAGCUCCCCGUAGGUCACAGAAGCAUUCUUGAAUCCAGGAUAAAGCUAUACUGGUGGAAGGUGCAGUGCACAUAACCGGAAGAGACAGCCUUGCUUCCAGGAACCAUGAUGGAGUGACAAGGAUUUGAGCCAAUGUGACUGCAGCAUGGAGCGAUGAAUUUACAUGCAUUCGCAUUUUGCACAAAUGGCUUCCCACAGUCUCCUUAAAAAAGAAAAGAAAAAACAACCCAAAGUGAACUCAGCAACUCUGAGGGAGGACACAAUAUUUUUCAUUUAUACUACUACAGUGAUCCUCGGAUGAAAGGUGGUAUAUAAAUUUAAUUAAUAAUAAAAAUAACAUUGAAUAACAAUGUAUUGGGGUGGGGUGCCCAAAAUACUUCACUUUAUUUCAUUCAUAAAUAAAACAACCAACUAGCAAUACAGAUCAGCAGUUGGAGGGUCAGGCUGAAGAACAAAUAUAGCGGCUCACAUAAAAGGCCACUGAGUGGCUGUGUUUACAUGCAAUCAUAAUCCAAGAAAAAUGGCUUUGUAAACCAAGCCAGAACUGCUUGCUGGUCUAAAACCAUUCUUGUUGGCUUAUGCAUCCUGGCUUAUUAGGGCAAAUCAAACCACAACCCCAGGCUCAGAUGUAAUGCUAAGCUUAUCCUCUUCCUGCUUUACCUGCCUGCACCAAAAGAGAAGCAAAGUGAGGAGUUCAUGCACCAUGCAGUUUUUUAAGCCAAGCUUCUUGGUUUACUGUUACAGGCCAAUAUGGUUGGUGAGUUAAUGAUUGAGCUGAGGCAUAGUCCUAGUCCUUAUGGAGGUUAUACCUCUGAAUUUCAGAACCUACCAUGCCACCGUUCAGAACUUCAGAAAUGUGGGUAGCAGCUCACAUGAUUGUAUGUUCCUGCUUUCAAAAACCUUAUCUUCAUAAAUAAAACUAGCAUGUUAAGUAGAAGGCCAGCACCUCUGUCUUGAAAUCAGCUUUCCAGCUAUCUAUUUGAUGCUUUCCGAGAAAGGUUCUCUCUUCUAAUCAACGCUGUCUCUACAAUGUAGGAAAACUUCCCACUAUCUACAAAACACUGUUGCUCACCAUCCUCUGCUCACACCUAACUUCUAGAAAACAGAGCUCUCUCUAUUUCUUUCCAUCACGUUAUAUAGCAAAAAAAAAAAAAUCACACCCACCAAAUUACAAAGAUAAAAGUUAUUGCAAACAAUGGCUGCUAAUUUUGCCCAUUGGUUUGCAGUUUGGCAGGUGACAUAACCCACAAAGCCCACAGUCUUCCUGUGCUGUGUUGGCUUCAUAUCCCAAUCAACAAUGAGAACAGCAUGAAGGAACUUUCUCUACAUUCCCAGUCCUGCUUAGCUGCCUUCCUUAGAGGCCCCAGUCUGGCCCCACCACAGAGAAACAUCCCUGCCUUCCCCAGGUUAUGCCCUCUAAUGUUUUCUGGAUACACUAUGCCAGUAGGGCCCAAAUGCUCUAGGCUGCAUUUCUAUAUUCUUUCAUGAGACUUACUUCAACGUUGACAUAGGCUGCAGUCCUGUGCAUAGAUACUGAGAGUACAUCCCACUGAACUUAAGAAAGCCACUCACACCAUUAACCUUGAAGGCUUUCGUUUAAGUUGUGCCCUUGGGUAAGGAAGCCCAGGGUCCUUACAAAUGCUGAAAGUGCUCAUAUAAAAUAGUUUUUUGCAUUCAAGAAAGAUUUGCUUGCUUAUUUUUGCAUGCUGGGAAUCUGUAGAGACAGUCUGAGAGCUGGAAAUUAACAGAGCAGGAAAGGUAGAAACUAAUGAAUCUCUAUCAGGAUAAUAAUGUAGGAAAGACAACACGCAGGCAAAAUAUGCCUCAAAUCAAUGGUUUGCGUAGAAAUGUUUUACUCUUAAUUGAUCUUGUUCUUGAAUCAUAUUUUUUUUUAAGAAUAUCAACCCAUAAAUGAAUCAAUAUGGGUGUCAUCUAAAACUAAAGAACAAUUGAAUGAAACGAAUGAAAGGGCUUUUCAAAGGCAUGGGGACCAAUACAUUUGGGCUGAGGCAAGAUUGUUCACCCAUGAGGCAAGGUGAGGAGACCACUUCAGGCAACAGGCUCUACAGAGGCAGCAGAUCUAGCCACCAAUGAAUGCACCAAUAGCAGCAGUGCAAUCCUUGGUGAUCAGACCUCUCCCUGCCCCCCUCCAGUUCCACCUCUACAGUGGCCUCUUGGCCAAUAGGAGGCACUGUGAGUCCCCUCCCACUCUUGUUCCCAAUGUAUAUCUUUAUCCCCGCCCCACUUGUUCCUGAUGUAGCUAUUCAUUUACCCCUUCUUCCCUGGUUGGAGAGGGGGCGCCAUUUUGUGGUUAGCCUCAGGUGCCAACAAGUCUUAAGCUCUAGACAAAGGUCCUAGAAUUUUUCAUCCCAAAACUUUUUAAACUACCAUAAUCAGGGCCAGCCCAAGACAUUUUGCUGCCUGAAAAUACAAUUUAGCAAAAUAGCAUGCCAGAGUUUAUACUGAGCCUAAUAAGGCCUCAUGCCUAAUGUUUAUUUCAAGUUUGGGUUGCCCCCAGAAGAAGUUUAAAUGACGUGCAAAGCAAACCUAAGUGGGCUGGUGAAGUGGCAGAUGACCCAAAGCUCUGCUGUCUUACACCAACCAUGGUGGAUGGCUUGAGUGUUUCUUGCCCAUACAGUGGUACCUCGGGUUCAGAACUUAAUUCAUUCUGGAGGUCUGUUCUUAACCUGAAGCUGUUCUUAACCUGAGGUGCCACUUUAGCUAAUGGGGCCUCCUGCUGCAAUUUCUGUUCUCAUCCUGAAGCAAAGUUCUUAACCCGAGGUGCUAUUUCUGGGUGAGCGGAGUCUGUAACCUGAAGCAUCUGUAACCUGAAGGUACCACUGUAUUUCAACUUUUUCUCACUGUUGAGAGAGAGGGAAUGGGGGAGCAUCUGUGCUAGCCCCAGGCUAAAGUUGGUAAUGAACCCAGCACAGGGGCCCAUUGGGGGAAUGAAGAGGCUUUGGAUCCAGCAAAUCCAAGGCUGCGUCUGCUUCCAGAACACCCCAUUCCCAAGCCAAACCUUGGCUACCACCAGCAAAAACACCGCAAGAUCUAUGCCAUUGUAGCUUUCCAUAGAUGUAAUGGGUGGGAAACUUGCCACAACAUGCAUUUACACCGCCACCAAAAAAAUCACAUCAACAAUGAAGGGGAUAUCCACCCAAUCCUCAUGCCUAGCAGAUCUGGGGUUCAUGGUUGUGCUCAUGGUUAUGUAGUUAUUUCCCUACAAUUUAUACCUCAAGACCACAAUUUAAGCAAGUCCUACAACAAAGCAACUUUCAUGAUGCCAAGCAGUUUUGGAUCUGGUCACAGUACUUGCAUGGGGGGACCAGUAAGGGCCCCCAUCUACACUGCCCUGAGAGCCACGAAAGAAAGAAAACAGAAUAAAAGUGUGCUUUAAAAAAAAAAGGUGAUUGCAGAAAACUCGGUGGAAUUACUCAGGGAAUCUAAACAGGGGAUAGUUUUUAAUGUUUCAUUAUUGAAGUGUUUGUCACAGGGGAGAGUUGCUCCCCCUACUCUGAGAUAUGAAGGCUGCGCUAUUGAUUAGGAUUCAUCAUUGAAUUUUGACAAACUCUUUGUCACACUGUAACUCGUUUUGUGAUAAAUAAUAUCUUGCUAAGGAUAGAUGAGACAACAGUAAUAGAACAGAUGGGUUCAAUCUUUUCAGCAGAGACUUGGAAAAAAGACAAUGAAAGGAAAUGUAUUGUAGUAGAAGGGAAAUCAUUCUAGCGAGAAGAAUUAUUUUCAUUCAAAAUGUCCUUAGUAGUCAGGCUAACUGAGCAUUUUAAAGUAAUUCUCGCUGUCAGUAAACAGACAGUUUUAAGUAUGCAUACACUGAAAUGAUUCCAUAUGUGCAAAUGAAUAACUGCUAUUUUCCACCCUUUAGGAGAGACAGCAAAUAUUUUGUGGGUCUCCAUCCACCUGGCUUGGCGCUACCAGCUCCACCAUAUUCCCCAUGCAGCCAAGUUGCUCCUCUUCCCUCACUCCUACACCACAACACCUGCACAAUUCCUUUGGUGUCUACUCACUGCAAUGAAACAUUCAAAAUCCAUCCAAUUUCCUUGAAAGCAGCCUAUCC
Messenger RNA from Podarcis lilfordi (Lilford's wall lizard), 34511 nucleotides. The record is from the annotation of a GenBank genome assembly. Lineage: Eukaryota; Metazoa; Chordata; Lepidosauria; Squamata; Lacertidae.